Molecule: messenger RNA, 2318 nt
Organism: Gadus chalcogrammus (walleye pollock)
Lineage: Eukaryota; Metazoa; Chordata; Actinopteri; Gadiformes; Gadidae
Product: actin-binding LIM protein 3-like
Exons: 23
Coding region: 41-2182 (713 amino acids)
Biological process (GO): cilium assembly; cytoskeleton organization; lamellipodium assembly
Cellular component (GO): actin cytoskeleton; stress fiber
Molecular function (GO): actin filament binding
Source: RefSeq, a predicted model, not a curated record
CAACUUGGCUGAGUUGAACUUGUUUAGAGUCUGCGGGAUCAUGAGCGGAGCGACACACGGGCUUCAGUACCAGUCUGGGGUCUAUGGGGGGACUGGGACCAGUGGCAGCCCUGGCACCAAGCAGGGCGCCCCCUCCUCCUCCCCCAUCCUGUGUGAGCGCUGCAGGAAGAGCUGUCAGGGGGAGGUGGUGAGAGUGAAGAACUCCCACUUCCACGUGCACUGUUUCACCUGCCAAGUGUGUGGCUGUGACCUGGUGCGGGCGGGGUUCUUCCACCAUGGGGGGGAGUACGUGUGCACCCAGGACUACCAGCGUCUGUACGGGACGCAGUGUGACCGCUGUGGGCAGUACAUCAGCGGGGAGGUGGUCUCCGCGCUGGGACGCACCUACCACCCCCACUGCUUCGUCUGCAGCCUCUGCAGGAGCCCAUUCCCUAUUGGAGACAGAGUGACCUUCUGUGGAAAGAAGUGUGUGUGUCAGCAGUGUUCCCAGGGCCUGAACCGCGACGGGCCCGUCAAGGUCCAGGGACCGAGCUACUGCUCAGGUUGCGGAGAGGAGAUCAAACAGGGCCAGUCUCUCUUGGCUCUGGAGAGACAGUGGCAUGUCAGCUGUUUUAAAUGCCACACAUGCGGGUGUACCCUCACUGGGGAAUACAUCAGCAAGGACGGCGUGCCGUACUGUGAAUCAGAUUACCACAACCAGUUCGGCAUCCGCUGUGACUGCUGCCAGGGCUUCAUCAGUGGGAGGGUGCUGGAGGCGGGGGGUAAACAUUAUCAUCCGAGUUGCGCCAGGUGUGCCCGCUGUCACAUGACAUUCCUGGAAGGAGAGGAGAUGUACCUUACAGGUGCUGAGGUUUGGCAUCCGAUGUGUAAAGAGGCAAUUGGAAUGGAGAAGAAGCUGAGGCUGCGCCGGACCUCAGAGACGGCGUCUCUCUCUCCCCCCAUCUCCAGCGCCGGCUCCCCCCACCGCCUCGUAUGCGCCAAGGCAGACAGCGCGCUGCUGAAUGCAAAGCGUCUGUCUGCCUUCCAGAGGCCCGACGUCAUCCCCUACCAGGCCUACCACGCACACACACGCCUCCCAGAGAGCCCCCUGCACCCGCCCUACGGCUGCGGACAGUCGCGCGGUCACACCUUAUCUCCGUACUCUCAGGACCUGUUGGACAGUGUUGAUCAGCGGACCUCCAGGCGUUCUUCCAGCCCCUACACUGACUCUCCAGCACACAGCCGUUAUGGAGGGUCCCCCCUCCACUACAACACACCUGGUAUUGAGAGUGGCAGGAGUUCACCCAAUCCCUAUCAGUCUGACCCCAGGUCUGGCACACCCACCUCCUACCAAGCCCCCAAGCAUUUCCAUGUACCAGGUAGGCCCCCCUAUAGCCCGCCCCCAGCCUUGCUCCUGGACCUCUCAGAUCCAGCCUCAGACCGCGCCUCAGCUACUAACCCUCCUUACCGGUACUUUAGGACAGCGUUUGAAGCCAACAUCUACAGGAAUCCUCCCAUCUAUAAGAGACAAGAAGCCCCCGUCUCCCCGUCAGCCAAUAGGAAGAGAAACAGCAACCUCAACACCAGCUCCAGCCCCAUCUCUGCAUCCAACUGCAACGACAUCUACCACCCUGAAUCCAACUACUACCCCUACUCCGGCUCUCCCAAAGUCCCGAGGGUGAGGAGGUUUUCUUCUGGGGGUGAGGAUGAUGGAUGGAAUCUAAAUCUGAACAAGGGGAUUGGUCGAAUGAUUCUGAAGGAGGAAAUGAAAGCGCGCUCUGGUUGCCAUGACAACGACCAAUGGGGGAGUGGCCGCAAUUCCUGCAACAACAGCAAGGAGGCACUGCACAACAUGACAGACCGCACACUAAAUGGCUAUAUGUACAACAAAUGUGGCUCGCUGCCCAGCUACGGACGAACCGCACUCCCCAGACCGGGCAGCGCUGGCGGAGACUACUUCCAGUAUGACAGCGAUAACUCUGUCAACUGGCAGAUCAAAGAGUACAAGAUCUACCCGUACGAAGCCCUGGUGGUCACCGUGAGAGGACAGCACAGCCUGCCUGCAGACGUGGACCGAGCGAGGCUGGAGCGCCACCUCUCUCCAGAGGAGUUCCACCGUGUGUUCGGGAUGUCCAUGGCUGCCUUCGACCGGCUGGCUCAGUGGAAGAAGCAGGAGCUCAAGAAGCAGGUGAGGCUCUUCUGAAGAAGCCUUUCCAGACGUCUCCAUACUGCCACAGACCGCAUCAUGUGAUCCUGACACCAGACCGAUGGACAGAAGUGGAAACUCUUUCCUAAAGAGAACAAAAAAGGCCUUCCACUCUUUGGAAAGGUUGGACUGA